CUGCACUGUAUGUGAUGGUUUAAUGAACGCGCGGCGAGCAUGGCGUCAGUGCUUCAAACACACAGUCGGUCGUCUGGGCUCAAGACCCGCGCCAACUCCUCUGCUAUUUAUCGUGUUUUAUUACCCGACUUAUCAGCCUACAAAAUUCCCCACGAAUACUGGCCCAGAAACGCGCUUAAUGGAAAAGACAAAAGACACCGUUGCUAAAAGCUACACCAUGCCAUAAUACUGAAAUCACCCAUAAGGCUACACAUAUGCACUUUUCGCUGUGGUACUCACAUGAAGGUAGUUUCAAUAAUAGAUAGCUUUUAUACAAGUUGCAUUUUGGUUGAGCUACAAAGCAGUACCACAGUGCACAAUACCACCAGUUUGACUUAAUUAACCGCACCUGAGUUUCUCGUCGUGUUUAGUCAAAAUGGAAAACUUUUGCCGCAAGUACUUGAGCCUUGGGUCACUGAAAGAGGCCAUCCCAGAAGACUCGGAGGACUUACUGGCAUCAAUGGGCUCUUGCCAGCUCCUCGCAUCUUUGGUCCUGUCUGUAUGCUGUCAUGUAUUCUCCACAACAGCAUGGUCAGUGAAUAACUUCCUGAUGACAGGACCCAAGGCAUAUCUUAUGUACGCAAGUAGCGUGCAAGCAGGGGCACAGCGCGGCAUUGAGGAGUGUAAAUACCAGUUUGCAUGGGACAGGUGGAACUGUCCGGAGAGCGAAUUACAGCUGUCAACACAUAAAGGAUUGCGAAGGGCAACCAAAGAAACGGCUUUUGUACAUGCCAUAAGUGCAGCUGGAGUUAUGUAUACACUGACCAAGAACUGCAGCAUGGGAGACUUCGAUAACUGUGGCUGUGAUGACUCAAAAGCUGGAAAAAUUGGAGGUCGAGGUUGGAUUUGGGGUGGAUGCAGUGAUAAUGCUGACUUCGGGGAGAACAUUUCUAAGCAGUUUGUAGAUGCGCUGGAAAACGGGCACGAUUCACGCGCUGCCGUAAACCGUCACAACAACGAGGCUGGCAGACUUGCUAUCAGAGCGACCAUGAAGAGAUCAUGCAAGUGUCACGGCGUGUCCGGAAGCUGCAGCGUUCAAACGUGCUGGAUGCAACUUUCUGACUUCAGGGAGGUUGGAAACUACCUGAAAAUCAAAUACGACCAGGCACAGAAGCUUGAGCUGGACCAGCGACGCAUGCGCGCUGGGAACAGCGCUGAGAAUCGCGGCGCGAUCGCAGACACUUUCAGCAGCAUCGCGCGCACCGAGCUCAUUCACCUGGAGGACUCCCCAAAUUACUGUGUGAAAAAUCUGAGCCUCGGACUGCACGGAACUGAAGGCAGGGAGUGUUUACAGGGUGGCAGUAAUCUGUCGCAGUUUGAAAAGCGAAGCUGCAGAAGGCUGUGCCACGAGUGUGGCUUAAAAGUAGAGGAAAAGAGGAUAGAGAUCGUGAGUAGCUGUAACUGCAAAUUCCACUGGUGCUGUACGGUGAAGUGUGAGAAGUGCACACAAUUCGUAACAAAACACAUUUGUGCAAAAAGAAAUAAGGGCAGUCGGUCACAUAACAGUUCACGAAAGAGGCAGCGUGUGCGUAGUUAAUCCCCCCCGCCCUCUAAAAAAAUCUAAAGUGUGUAUUUGUACAUAUUGACGAUUAUUUUAAAGCAGACAUCAAGAAAAUGAAAUUCCUAACUCUGACAAAACUUCCUUUGCUUGGUUGUUUAAUUUCCAGUACUUAUGUUCUAUAUGUGCACUUUUUGUUCUUAAUAUCAGAUCACGCAUUUGGUUGCUAAACGUUAAAUAAUUGUUCUUUAUUUUGAACACAAACUUCUUAAUUUCCUGACAAUGUUUACUGCACAAGGGGUUAAAGUUUUCGUCUCUUUUUUAUCUUUAAGUGUAUAUGAUAUUUUAAACUCAGAAAGCAUUAAAUAUUUUGGACAUAAUA
Molecule: messenger RNA, 1919 nt
Organism: Pangasianodon hypophthalmus (striped catfish)
Lineage: Eukaryota; Metazoa; Chordata; Actinopteri; Siluriformes; Pangasiidae
Gene: wnt8a
Product: wingless-type MMTV integration site family, member 8a
Exons: 7
Coding region: 416-1576 (386 amino acids)
Biological process (GO): canonical Wnt signaling pathway; cell fate commitment; multicellular organism development
Cellular component (GO): extracellular region
Molecular function (GO): cytokine activity; frizzled binding
Source: RefSeq, a predicted model, not a curated record